AUGAAUUAGAAGGACUUAUUGCCAUAAUCCGAUGUUAGAAAGAGGUAACAAUCAUGCACCGUCGAUAAGUUAUCUGAAAAUGACCUCAAAGAUUUUCACUUGGACCAUGUUAAUUUCAAUAAACAGAGAGUCUCAUUAGCAGUGAUUUGUUCCAAGAAUUAAUAAGACGAAUCCUUAGUUAAAUAUUAAAAGGCCAUUUUAGAAAAUAUUGACGAACUUAAAGAUGAAGCUCCUGAGGUUGAGUUCUAUUUGAUGGAAGUACACUUCCCAGGCAAACCUGAUAGGUCAAUUGCCUUGGAUUUACAAUUCGGAAUGAAGGAAAAUGAAAAAGCCCCGUUCAAAAUAAAGGAGGGGGAGGAGUAUUUUAUUAGAUUGCAUUUCAAAGUAAAAAAUGAUUGCGUUGUCGGAUUAAAGCUGUACAACACCACAAAAAGACAUGGAAUUAAAGUUGAUUCUUAUGAGGAAAUCGUGGGAUCUUUUGCUCCAAAGAAGCAUAUUUAAAUUUAUGAUAUGGAACAUUAAAUUGCUCCUUCAGGAUUUCUGGCCAGAGGAAAUUACAAAGGGAAAUUAUUAUUUGCUGACGGGGACGGUAUUGUUCACAUGUAGUUUGAUUAUUAUUUUGAAAUAUCUAAAGAUUGGUGAUGUUUAUAAACAGUAUUUAUAUGUAACUGUUAAUGAUGAAUAGUCAUUAUUAUUAA
Paramecium tetraurelia is the source of this 698-nucleotide messenger RNA. RefSeq lists its product as uncharacterized. Gene Ontology annotation, cellular component: membrane; cytosol; cytoplasm. NCBI's taxonomy places the organism in Eukaryota, Ciliophora, Oligohymenophorea, Peniculida, Parameciidae. The record is from RefSeq and is a predicted model, not a curated record. The transcript has 4 exons. Gene Ontology annotation, biological process: Rho protein signal transduction. Gene Ontology annotation, molecular function: protein binding; Rho GDP-dissociation inhibitor activity.